AUGGAGUCUCUUCGACGUUUUCGGGAGAAUAUGUUUAUAUAUUUCCAGUCAGUUCAUCCUUGGAAAAGAUCCCUGAAAAUCAUUGGUGGGAAAUUUGGAACAAGUGUUCUGUCCUAUUUCACAUUCCUCAAAUGGCUGCUUAUGUUCAACCUGUUCUCCUUCUUGAUAAACUUCAGCUUCAUCACCAUCCCACAAUUCUUUGAUAUGGGCACUAACAAUGUCACUUUCACAGGGAUGGAGCUGCUCACUGGUUCAGGUUAUUUUACACGAACUGUGUUUUACUAUGGCUUUUAUACAAAUGCGAGCAUUCAAGCAAAUCCCACUGCCAAAAUGUACAACAUGCAAGUUGCUUACUUCCUCACAAUUGGAUGCUACAUGCUGAGUUGCUUUCUAUAUCUGGUUUACAGCAUGGCAAAGUCGUUCAAUGAAAACUUUAUUGCAGUUGGCAUCCUGAGUGGUGAUGCAGCCAAGCUCCUGUGUUCCUGGGACUUCAACAUAACAAAUGAGAAAGCAGUAGAACUGAAAAAAAGAAACAUUAGCAGGCAGUUAAAGGAAAUGUUAUCAGAAAAAAUGCACUACCAUCGGCACCUAUCAACAAAACAGAGAAUACUGCGAUAUUUAAUUCAUCUGAUGGCCUGGAUUAUUUCAUUAGGAACAACAUUUGGUUGCUGUUUUGGAAUUCAUUCCUUUUCGAUCUCCAAUUUUAAGAUUAUUCAAAAAAAUCCAACAGAGGAAGAUUUAUACAAGCAAGCUUCGACAUUGAUCUUACCUUUUGUGGUGGCAAUUAUCAAUCUGUUCAUACCUUUAUUCUUCUCCUUCCUUGGUUCAAUGGAAAGAUUCAAAUAUCCCCGGGAUGAGACGUAUGUUCUCAUUAUAAGGAACGUUGUAUUGAAAAUGUCAGUAAUUGGAGUUCUAUGUUACUAUUGGCUGGUGACAGUAGCAAACACCGUAGAGUGUUGGGAAACAUUUGUUGGUCAAGAUCUGUACCGACUUGUGGUGACUGAUUUUAUCUUCUCCUUACUGGGUUCCUUCUUUGGGGAGUUCAUUCGAAGCAUCAUGGGAACACAUUGCUGCCAUAAACUUGGAAAACCAGAAUUCGACAUUCCAAGGAAUGUUUUAGGUUUAAUCUAUGCUCAAGUUCUGGCCUGGAUUGGACUUUUCUUUGCACCUCUUUUACCAGCAAUACAAAUAAUAAAGUUCUUCAUUAUAUUUCAUGUUAAAAAGGUUAGCCUAAUGAUGAAUUGUCAGCCUCCUCGCAAAGCAUGGCGAGCUUCUCAUAUGACGACCAUCUUUAUAUUCCUGUUGUUCUUUCCUGGUUUCCUUGGGGUACUUUGCUUGUUAGGAGUAACUGUGUGGAAAUGGAAGCCUUCCAAACUCUGUGGACCCUUUAGAGGAUUAAAUGUGCCCUACAGUACCAUUUCUCACUUCAUUGCUGUGAUACAAAAAACGGUUUAUCACCUGCAGUGGCUUGUAUGGUGUUACAAUAACUUGAUUAUGAACCCACUAUUUUACUUCAUCUUAACAAUUAUUGUGUUUGCUAUCAUCUACCUGUAUUCACAAAUUAUAGAUGGGCGGAAAUUGAUGAUUAAACUUUUACAAGAGCACAUUAGUAAUGAAGGAAAAGACAAAGCAUAUUUACUUCGAAAGCUCAACAGCAUGAAAUUAAAGAUGGAAUCUUCUAGAGAGAAGUUUCAUACAAUGAAAAUCAAUGAUGAGUCUAUUAGGCACCUGGAAGCAAAGUUUGAAGACAGAAAACCAAGCUCUUUGAAUAUGAAGAACAUGCAAGAUCAGGAUGUUAUCAGUGACCAAAAUACAGAACAACGAAGUUAUUCUCCAAAUGUAAACAGAAAUACUGCCAGUGCCCUCGCCCUGGCUUUGGCUGCCAAGCAUCAGGCAGAACAGGACCCAAAUGAAUAACUUAUUCAGAAGCAAUGGAUUAAACUUUCGACAGCCCUGUGCCCCUAGCUGGAGCUCCAAGGUAGACAUGACUUACCAGAAAAUCACAUGUACCAUUAAUUUGUGGAACAUCAGGAGUUAAGCAGCAGCCAGAUUCCAACAAGCGGCUUGCUGCAGUGAGGCACAUCUACAGUUCUUUUGUAAAUCUACCUGAUCAUUGUAAAACUUUUGAAGGUUACUGAGUUCCUUCACUGUGUUAGAGUCAUAUUUAGGUUCUGAAAAUAAUUAAGCAUAGAUCAUCUGUGGUUAGCCAUGUUAAUAAAGUUGUUCUCUUACUUAACAAUGCAUCGCCAAUAAUGAAAAAUACAGUCAAACUCUGUAAAGGUGCAAUGACAAGAAAGUAAGAUUUCUAAAGUAAUUUAUAAUUAAAUUGUUCAUUAGAACAUUCUGAUGUAUGUUUUAUUGGUAAAUAAUUCUAAGGUAACAUAAAAAUUUGCUUCAAAGCUUCAAAAAGAACAGUGCCUCAACUUGAGAACCAAAGAAAGUUAAGAAUUAAAUGUCAAAAACUAGUACUUCUCCUUAUGCCUUUUUUAAAAUUUUAAUUACAAAAAUCUUGUCUGUUAACUAUUUUUAGUAUUUUGGAUAUUUUUGUGCUUUGUUGUGAUAUCCAUUGAUGGGACAUUUCCACAUUUCAGACACCAGACCCUGAAAUUCUGUGGUCCUUCUCCAAGCUUCCUGCCAUAAUUUUAGCAGGAGGACUCAAAACCUCAGAAACAUAGCUGAAGUAGGCAACUAAUCCCCUUUCUCCAGGUCUUCUGCCAGUAUCCCACUGAAGUUGUGGCAGCAAACCCAAGACAAACACCACAGAAUUUACAAGUUCUAAUGUCAGCGUCAAGAAUGGGAGCCACUCUGUUCUUCCAGCGAAGCUUGAAUCUCACCUUAGAAUGACACAGCCAUUUAUGUGUCAGUCUUCGCGCAUUUCUGAAUGAUUAUGAAUUUGUGCCAAAUUAAUGAUCAUUUCUUUUUGCGCUGACUAUCAGCUGGGUUGGGCUGUUCAAUUACUUGUAUAGAAUUCUCACAGGCUGCGGUAUGAGGCUCUCAUUACUCAGUUUGAAUUCUGUUUAAGCUGGGUCCCAGACAAGAAAGAGCAAUAAACUAAAUCAUUGAAACACUAACUCCUUGUUUCCUACAGCUACAAUAUUUUUAGUUAAUUUUAAGAUUUGCUACUUAACUUUAUGAAAAUAAUGACAUUUCAGUCAUGUUUAUUUGUGACAUGUUGCAACUUAAAAUGGUAACAAAAAUAAAUAUACCUGUAGGGCAUGA
This is a messenger RNA of Rhincodon typus (whale shark), 3219 nucleotides long. RefSeq names its product transmembrane channel-like protein 5. Gene Ontology annotation, cellular component: plasma membrane. The transcript is spliced from 17 exons. NCBI's taxonomy places the organism in Eukaryota, Metazoa, Chordata, Chondrichthyes, Orectolobiformes, Rhincodontidae. Gene Ontology annotation, molecular function: mechanosensitive monoatomic ion channel activity. The record is from RefSeq and is a predicted model, not a curated record. Bases 1 to 1917 code for a protein of 638 amino acids.